AUUUUAAGUUUUACAUGACAGACAGGUUAAGAAGGACUAACCAACCACGUGUAAGGUUUAAAAAGACUACACGAACGUUCAGCCAAUCUUGUCUAAGCCCGUAUGCGUAAAUUUAGUGGCACGUAAGAUAUAGGGCAGUGGUGUAGAGCAAAUGCUAGAAAUUAGUCUGCUCACAUUCUUAAAGCUUAUAACUACUUAUGACCGGUCUGUCUUUUUAAAACUAUAAGGAUACAUGGACUGAAUGAGACUGAUAAUUCCGCGUUUGGUGUAGUUGAUAAGUGUCAUACAAGUAAAGCGCCACGUUUAUAUUUGACUUUAAACCCGUCGAAAAACAACGGUCGUUUGUAUUUGAAUGAUAAGGAACAAUGGCAUCUUCAGCAGGUGACAGAAAGCCUGGAGUUAUAGUUUUGGGAGGAUGUGGUUUCAUUGGGCGUAACCUAGUCCAAUACCUGCUAGAAAACGAAUUAGUUUCUACAGUUAGAGUUGUUGAUAAGGUUCCACCACAAACAGCUUGGCUAAAUGCUAAGCACCAGCAAAUAUUUGAACAUCCGCUUCUAGAAUUCAGAAGUGCUAAUCUUAUCAAUCCAGUCUCGUGUCAGAAUGCAUUUGCAUCAGAUACUUCUAUAGAUUAUGUAUUCAAUUGUGCUGGUGAAACAAAAAGUGGACAAACAGAUCCUGUUUAUAAGGAAGGCAUUUACAAGCUUAGUAUAAAUUGUGCCCAGCAUGCAGCAAAGCUUGGAGUAAAAAGAUAUGUUGAAAUUUCUUCAGGCAAUCUGAACUCUUCAGAGAAGGCUCCACAUAAGGAAGAUGACACUGUAGAUCCAUGGACAUAUGUGGCAAAAUAUAAAAUGCAAGUUGAACAUUAUUUAAAGAAUAUUCCUGGAUUGAAAUAUACUGUACUAAGACCAGCAAUUGUAUAUGGUCCUGGUGAUAGAAACGGUUUAGCACCUCGUUUAGUAGUGGGUGCAGUAUACAAACAUAUAGGUGAAAUGAUGAAGUUGCUUUGGGGACCAGACCUUCACAUGAAUACUGUCCACGUGAGGGAUGUAGCACGCGCGAUCUGGCAUGUAGCAAUCAGAUCAGAAACAGAAGGCAAAAUUUACAACCUCGUUGACGAGGGCGAUUCUACACAAGGAACAAUUAGCGCCAUUGUUUCAGAAUUAUUUAACAUCAACCAUGACUAUUGGGGCACUGCUCUAUCAACUUUAGCAAAAGCGGACAUGAGCUCUGUGGUAGAGGAAGUGAAUGAUAAACACAUGGGACCUUGGGCGGAAGCAUGCAGUAAAGAUGGCGUUGAAAACAGUCCAUUAUCCCCUUAUAUAGAUCAAGAACUGCUUUACAACAAACACCUGUAUUUACAAACAGGAAAAUUAACAAAUGAGACUGGAUUUACCUAUUGUUAUCCCAAAUUGACCAAGGACGCUUUAAAAGAGGUUCUUGAUGAUUGCGUCUCUAUGAAGAUAUUCCCGCAUUCCUUAGUUCUGUGAUCACUAUGUUGAAUAAUCAUACAGAUUCAACACUUGAAUCAACGUCGCGCUAAAGCUUCAUAGAAUUUAUCGAAUAUAACAACUUUUACAGAAACGUUCCACGUUGUGCCUAAAAGAAUUCACGUAGGUUCAAUGCGCGUUACACGUCAAACAUGUUGCGCGUCGGCUGAUUUAAAAUUGAUAUUAUGAUGGCUUAUGAGCAAAAAAAUAUAAAAAAAAACAAAUGACGCAAACGGAGAUAUUAGAUUAAAAAUUAUAGAGGUCUGAACUGCCAUAUGUGAUAAAAGAAGCAAUGUAUGUACUUAAUUUUACUCUAACUUAGGUUUUCAUAACAAUUCGACACGUGAGACAAUGGACAGCGCUAGUCAAUCAUGACUCUGCGCAAGGGUCAAGCGAAUCAAUUAAAUAUAAAAUCCCGCGUCUCGGAUUAACAUUUUUCUAAAAAAUGUCGCAACAACGCCACCUGCGAUGGCGUCGACAUUUUAAAUGGAUACUUACAGUUAUGGAGCGUAGAAAAAUUUCAUCGUAAUCAUCGUAAGGAAACUUUUUCUUUUUUUACACGUGAAUUUGGAUGAACAGUGCCAAAAGAAGUCGACACUGAUAGACACAUGCAACGCCUGAACGAAUGCCACUGCAAAUUUAUAUAGAAAUAAUACUACUUUUUAUUUAUCUUCACCGCGAGGAAAUGGUAGAAAAUUGAUUAUUUCAUAAACCUUGAUCACUUGUCGAUAUCUGCUUUAAGACAAUGGUUACAUUUCGCGUCGAUAAUCAAUUAUACUCACGACGCGGAAACCGACUAUAUUCCAGUGCCUGUACAGGUAUAAAAUUAUAUAUAUAUUAUUAGGUCGAGUACAAAAAUAGUAUAUAUUGUAAUUAAGAGUGAAUUACGCGAGUAAUGUCUUCUGCGAUACGCGAAAUUUGUUGUUUUGUAUGCAUACAAUUUGUGCACACGUCUUAUUCUCAUGCUUACGAUUGUAACGCCUAUGAAACAAGCCUAAUAGCUGUAAAAGAUCAAACGGACAUGAUACAUUGUAGUACUUAAUGAGUUUGCAGCAUAUGUCAUUAUCGUUUAGCAAUUGAAUGGCGAAUCGAUUCUUAAUUUACUUACUUACGGUGUGUAUCUGCUGAUUUGUCACGAUAAUAAACUAAACCCAUCAA
Messenger RNA from Cephus cinctus (wheat stem sawfly), 2645 nucleotides. RefSeq lists its product as uncharacterized. The transcript is spliced from 8 exons. Lineage: Eukaryota; Metazoa; Arthropoda; Insecta; Hymenoptera; Cephidae. The record is from RefSeq and is a predicted model, not a curated record. The coding region runs from base 366 to 1487 and encodes 373 amino acids.